This is a messenger RNA of Aspergillus ibericus CBS 121593, 1359 nucleotides long. Its product is annotated as aryl-alcohol dehydrogenase. The record is from RefSeq and is a predicted model, not a curated record. Bases 193 to 1323 code for a protein of 376 amino acids. The transcript is spliced from 2 exons. Lineage: Eukaryota; Fungi; Ascomycota; Eurotiomycetes; Eurotiales; Aspergillaceae.
AAGUUAUCACCGCACCAUAUCAACUAACAAACAAGAGUUACAUUGUUUUGCCGCUCCGCUAGACAAUCCAAGUCCAGGCUAUAAAAGGCCGUGAAAGAAGCAGGAUGGCAUUGUUCGUGUACUCAUUCCUAUCUGAUUCAUAGUCUACCACCUACAACAUCUUUAAAGCCUCUUUCAUAAAUCAGCUUCACAAUGGCUGCAACCUCCGCUCCCGAACCCAAAAGCCUCCUUGGGCGCCAUCGUCUUCUCUCUCCCACUGCUGCUGUGCGAGUGAGCCCUCUCUCUCUCGGAGGCAUGAGCCUAGGCGAGAAAUGGGCCGGCGGACUCGGUCUCGUCACCAAAGAAACCGCCUUCGAACUUCUGGACACCUUCUAUGAGCUGGGCGGAAACUUCAUCGACACCGCAAACGCAUACCAAGGCGGACAGUCAGAGGAGUGGAUCGGCGAAUGGAUGGAGCUACACGGUCGUCGCUCCGAGAUGGUCAUCGCAACCAAGUACACGCUCUCCCCAGUGACCGGCCAGCCCCUUCAGGAAAGCAACUACGGCGGCAACGGCACGAAAAGCAUGCACGUUUCCAUCAGCAACAGCCUCAAGAGCCUGCGCACUGACUAUGUCGACAUCUACUUCGUCCACGCAUGGGACUACUCCACCGACAUCCCCGAGCUGAUGCAGUCGCUCAAUCACCUCGUCGCCCAGGGCAAGGUCCUCUAUCUGGGUAUCAGUGACACGCCGGCCUGGGUCGUGUCCAAGGCCAACACGUACGCCUGUGCCCAUGGCCUGCGACCCUUCUCUGUCUACCAGGGCAGGUACUCGGCGGUGUGUCGGGAUCUGGAGCGGGAUGUGAUCCCCAUGUGUCGUGAUGAGGGUAUGGCGAUUCAUGCGUGGGGCGUGCUUGGUAAUGGCUACAUCCGGUCCCCCACUGCCGACGCCAACGAUCGCGUCCGCAACUCACCACACCUUCUCUCCGGGCACGAAGAAAAGGUCUCCGCUGUCCUGGACAACGUUGCGAAGCGCCACGGUGUGCCCCUCACAAGCGUGGCCCUCGCUUACGCCAUGCAAAAAGCGCCCUACAUCUUCCCUGUUGUUGGUGGUCGCAAGGUUGAGCACCUCAAGGCCAAUGUGGGGGCCCUCAGCCUGGAGCUCACCCCGGAGGAUGUGAAGGAGAUCGAGACCGGGUAUGACUUCGACUUGGGCUUCCCGCACAGCUUCCUCUGUCCGCGUGGACAUGCGACUGGAGGACCGCAGGAUGUCGGAUUCUCGGCGGGUAUGGGCCAUUUCGAUUAUGUUCAGCCGACCAAGGCGAUUAAGCCAUACAAGGGAUAGUAGAGAGGGUUGGGUAGAGAGGCAUGUUCAUAUAGG